AUGCCGCGGAUAGAACAUAGCUGCGUACACCACAAGGACGCGGAGCCGACGAGCUGUACACCACCGCAGACGAAGUCGUCUAAGAGGAAAACCACUGAAGGUGGAUUACCCCAAAACCAGGCACGCCGGCAAAGUCCGCAUAUUGGUCAGGUCCGAAGUUUAGAAGGAAUACAUUAUACGCAAAGCAUAGGUGCUAGUAGCAAAUCAACAUCAGAGCUUAUGUCUUGUGAUGAGCCUCAACAUGAACUAAUAUCAAAUAAAGAGCUUUCUAAUCACGAUCAAGACCCUCUUCUGGGUAUUUACGAGAGAGACGGUUGCCCUUGCACAUUCCGCGACGAGUUUUACGAGGCCGACAUGCGUGAUUUCGUAGACGCGAACGUAGAUGAAAAUGGUGUCUGUGUUAUCAACAAACUUCCCGAAAAUAUCCAUGAAGAAGCUCUUGAACACAGACUUGCGCAGCGCAAAGUUGGCGAUGUCUGGGCCAUGUACGAAGAUGGAAGCGGAUUGCCUCGAGUUUACGCAACGCUCAUGGCAUAUGAUCGCCGGUACAUCUGCAAUGAUCGACCUGCUCGCUGGAAGGUUGCAUUUCUUGACAGAGAAAAAGGCAGCGAGAGUGCGACUGGUGGGAUAGGGUGUCACUGGUACAAGGAAGGCCGCGGUGGCGCCGUACAAAGACUGAGACACAGGGGCAGAAAAUGGCGCGGAUGGGACAUUGCGAAUUGUAGCGAUGAUAUGUUUUCUCAUCGCGCGUCUGUUGCUGCAGUUCUGCGGGGAGCAGUGAGCACAAAAACUGGAUUGCGUGAUACGUUCUCUUCUUGUGGAGAUAAUCUCCUCUUGCCAGGCCGCCAAACGGCUGCAGUUGUUGAACCUAAGGUCGGUCAAAUUUGGACCAUGUCUAACCUUGUAAAGCAAUCAUCUGACCAACGUCUUCGUGGUCGUGUGCUGGACAAACAGUACAGGUACAAGCUCUUUGCGCAUACUGAGCUCGUCAGUCAAACGUCUGUUCCAAAAUAUGUGGUGCUUGUUCGAGCGGUCACUCAUGAACAUUCAUCUUCCCCCUCGCACACACCUGUGGAAGAAGCAGCAUUUCAGGUCAAAACAGCAAUUUAUGUUGUUGAAAGGCUUGCAAUGCAAACCAGGUCCGUGCACGAUGUUCAUGGUAGUUAUAUAUGUUCUGGAGAGAUAUUUGAUGGUUGCCGGGCAGCAAUGUUUGAUUAUCAAGUUCCAAUCAGUUCUGAUGGACAGGCAAACGUUUGGACUGAAUUUCUCAACCCUGGUGCACCUUUCGCGACACGUCGAAGUAUUUACAUCGACCCCAUGGCCCUGACUUUAUUGAAGGCGGAUAGUUGUGGUUCUUGCUCAAGAGAAUCAAAAAGCAAUGCAUAUCGUGUUCGCUUUCAGUCGGCGUCCAACACGGGGAACGUUGGAGCUGAUGUCCCUCCGGCUAAAACUUGUUCGUCAAAGUCAUCGUUACCGUGCAGUGUAACGUUGCAAACCACAAAGGAAAUGUUCGUGAAGAGCGACGUUCUGGCCUCGAGGGAGCGAAGAAAACAACCGUAUCCAGUGUGUUCUCGAUGUCACGAGACAGAGUGGAACUUCUCUGAUAGGUCACCAGGGGAGCCAAAACGUGGCGCCCCUGUGCUGAUUGAAUGCUGUGAAUGUCAGAACAAGUGGCACUUGCAAUGUGUUGCACCAGAAGCAGAGCCCGGUGACAAACAUGAUUUUUUCACUGCACAGUGGACUUGUGAGAACUGUCGAACUUGGUUACGAG
Molecule: messenger RNA, 1771 nt
Organism: Micromonas pusilla CCMP1545
Lineage: Eukaryota; Viridiplantae; Chlorophyta; Mamiellophyceae; Mamiellales; Mamiellaceae
Exons: 1
Source: RefSeq, a predicted model, not a curated record